Diutina rugosa is the source of this 672-nucleotide messenger RNA. RefSeq names its product Fig1p (gene FIG1). Gene Ontology annotation, cellular component: mating projection tip; membrane. The transcript has a single exon. The coding region runs from base 1 to 672 and encodes 223 amino acids. Lineage: Eukaryota; Fungi; Ascomycota; Pichiomycetes; Serinales; Debaryomycetaceae. The record is from RefSeq and is a predicted model, not a curated record. Gene Ontology annotation, biological process: conjugation with cellular fusion.
AUGCUAUUCACGUUUAUUGCGUUUAUUAUCCUCGUGUUCCUUUUGCUUGGCCAGUGCCACACCAACCUGACGUUCUCCAACGUGUAUUUAGCCGAAGUCCACUAUAACCAGACCACCACCGCCCUCAACGAUACCGCCACCAGCUUGCGGAUGGGGUUCCGGGGAGCGUGCAUUAUCACUGCGAAGGAAACCAAUUGCUCUGACUACGGCCUGCUCCAGCAGCGGUGGACGGCGACGCCACUCACCCAGGUGCUGCUUGCCGAUGUCGCCGUCAGCUGGCACAAACUGACCCACUACCACGUAGUGUUAGUCGGCGUGCUCGUGGGGUUAGUGAAAAUGGGGCUUAUCCUCUACACGAUGGUGCCGCGGCUUCCACGCCACUUUCAGGUGCUGCUCGUGUGCGUCGGGGUGGCGGCGGUGGAGGUGAUCCUCGUGGGAGCCCUGGCGAUCGCCCACCACGCGGCGACGCUGGCGGCGAUAUACACCGCGGGCGAAGCCAGUGGCGAUCAGAUCGCGAUCACCCGCGGCGGCCGCGCCAACGGCAUGACCUGGGCGGCGGUGACGUUGGCGCUGUUGUCGGUGGUGGCGAUGGUGGCGCUGUGUGUAGCCGACUUGCGCCGCCAGCAACGGGACAGCCACGAGACCAAGCCCUCGUUGCGAGAUGCCCUCUAA